UUCAGCUGGAGAGAGGGACUGUGGGGAGGCUCCUGUGGCAGCAUUGAGCAGGAAAGCUUGGAAGAGGAAGAAUUUGGAGUUGUGACACCGCUUCUGCUGCUCUCAAGCCAAAAAUAAACCUGAAACGAUUUCACAAGCAAAACUUCUCCAUAUCUCACAUUGCAGGCAACUGGGCUGCCUCAGAGUCCCAAACUUUCCCUACCCCACUUCCCCUAGGCUCAGUUCCUCAUCUGUCCCCUGGCUUUACAGGCACCUGAGGAUCCUACAAAGAGACUCUGACGGACCUCUGCCUAGGAAAGAGCCGAGGACAACAAUGAAGGCCAGACCAUACUGUGUGGUAGUGGUCCUACUGCUGCUGACAGGGCUUUCCGAGUUUGGAGAAGGGACUUCUAAUCCUGGGCUCACGACUAGAAUCACCAAGAAAAGCCUGAAAUAUGCCAUACAAUAUGCAGUCACCACCCUGAAGAAGGAGCUGUCCACCAUCAGGUUGCCUGAUAUAUCAGGAAGUUCUGAGAUCAGUUGGGUUGGAUGGGUGAGCUAUGAUUUUUACAGCCUGAAGAUCUAUCACUUUAAUCUCCAGAACUGGGAUCUGAGUCUACUUCCAGAGCUGGGCAUAAGAGUUUCUUUGUCCAGUAACUACAUGUCUAUAGGUGGGAAUUGGAAGGUGAACAAGGCAUUCAUCACCCUACAGGGCACCUUUGAUAUGAAGGUAUAUGGCAUUUCUAUCUCAGUUUCUCUGAACUUGGGCAAGGAUCAGUCUGGACACCCCACUUCCUUGGUGACCCAGUGCAGCAACUCCAUUGGCCACGUCAGCAUUGACAUUUCUGGAAGCUUAAGCUGGAUCCUAAACCUCUUCCAUGAAAUAAUCGAAAACAAUAUCAAAAUGGUCUUGGAACAAAAGAUCUGCGAAAUGGUCAGGAAGUCCACCACUUCCUACCUGGAGCCCUAUCUCAGGACUCUGCCAGAACUUCUUGCUCUUAGGAGCCAAUAUCAAUUAGGCUGAGGAUGGAGCAAGACCUUGUGGAGAACCAAGGCUGCAGCCUCUUCUCCCAUAAGCUCUCUGCCCCAUGGACAUUAGUCACCAAGGAACCUGUGACAUCUGGACACCUGGCCACAGCACUUUACCAAACUUCGUCCUUCUUCUUUAUAGUUGUCCUCAGUCUAAACUAGGGAGCUCACCUGACUCUGCACUAAUCUACACUAAACUUCAAUGAAGGAUAAAAUCAUGAACAUUGGCCAGGCAAAGCUCCUGCUCAAC
Messenger RNA from Heterocephalus glaber (naked mole-rat), 1258 nucleotides. Its product is annotated as lipopolysaccharide-binding protein-like. Gene Ontology annotation, biological process: defense response to Gram-positive bacterium; defense response to Gram-negative bacterium; lipopolysaccharide-mediated signaling pathway. Gene Ontology annotation, molecular function: lipopolysaccharide binding. The record is from RefSeq and is a predicted model, not a curated record. NCBI's taxonomy places the organism in Eukaryota, Metazoa, Chordata, Mammalia, Rodentia, Bathyergidae.